This is a messenger RNA of Beta vulgaris subsp. vulgaris (sugar beet), 1417 nucleotides long. RefSeq lists its product as uncharacterized. The transcript is spliced from 8 exons. The record is from RefSeq and is a predicted model, not a curated record. The coding region runs from base 87 to 1073 and encodes 328 amino acids. NCBI's taxonomy places the organism in Eukaryota, Viridiplantae, Streptophyta, Magnoliopsida, Caryophyllales, Amaranthaceae.
GCCUUUUGAUUUUCUUUUGAGAGGGGCCGAGAACAUGGUCUUAAAUUCUAAACUCUUAAAGACUUAAACCCUCAUGGGAAUUUCAAAUGUACAAAACCCCAACCAUGGCAGCAACACUUUCACCUUCUUCCUCAACCUGUAAUUACCCUCUUCUCAACCCACCAUUCUUCAACGGUCCCUCUUCCAUUUCCCACCAAUUCAUCAACUACCCACUUCACUUAUUUCCUAAAGGUUCAAGAUUGUGCAAAAAAUACAAAAUUAAAGCAGCAGUAAAGGCUAUAAAUGGGGUGAGGGCACUCAAUACGACGUCGUGGGAUGAUAAACCCUUUGAGAUACUACCUAAUGGUAAAAGGGUAUACUUGGAUGAGCUAGAUGUUGCCACUUUUCUUGAUCCUCCUAAAGAACUCAUUCCUCUAGACCCUUCUUCUUAUAAUCCUGCUUCAUAUCUUUGGAAGAAAAUUUCGGAUAUCCCGGAAGAAAGGCGGCAUCGAUUGUUAUACCUCCUGAAUAGUAGACUUGUCUCGGCUGCUUGGGAGAUUGCCGGUGCACGUUAUGAUGAUGCAAAGUUAGCUAAGAUGAGCUCUUCUUAUUUGCUUGCUGGUGAAAAUGAUGCCUUGUCACUUGAAUUCUGGGAUUGUCGUAAAAGUGGAGGACAAAUACCUGUUGGACUAGUCAGUCAUUUGCAGAAGGCUUUAUUUCGCAAAGAUGGAAGACUUUUUGGAAGAAUAUUUGGUUUGUCUUUACUCGCUCGGUUGGCAACAUCUUCAAGGCCACUGUAUUUUACUGUGAAAGAAGCUCGUGAAGUAAUGCCUACGGAGCAACCUUGUGAUUUAGCUUAUGAAUUUGGGGACGGACUCUUGGAUCUUCAAGACUAUCCAGAAGGUUUCCCAAUGCCUGCCAAACAUCCAUCCCCUUUCAAUGAUCAUGUUGUCAUAUAUCUUCGUCAUCUUGGACCUGGGGUUAUGGUUGGACAGGCAUGGCAAGAGGGCCUAGCACUGGAACAAGUACCCAAGAAGUUAUGUGGUGAAAUCCUGAUGGUGAAAGAUUAUUCUGUGUCUAAGACUCUUAAGUAACUAGAUUCAGCAUUCGUGGUUCUCUGAUAGCAAGAGAUUGGUGCUGCUUUUUUGGGAGAAUAGUCACCAGCAAAAGCUGCAGAUCUUUAUGGAGUCAUUUUUUCAUACUCAUUGAGCACGGUGACCAUGUCGGAGUAAGGUUGUGAUGAACGUAGAUCGAAUUAAGAGCUUCAAUCUUGUUUACAUCGUAGUGUAAAUUACAAAGAAAGCCAUGUUAUGCCCUUGCAAGUUGCAAUAAUUUUGUUGCUGUUUCUAACUUGUAAUUGAUUAUAGUCAUCCAGCUUCUAUGUAUUUUCCUUUCUCUAAAGUUUCAUGCUCAAGAUAUAAUGAUUUUCUUCAGGUCA